CACCUACCUCACCCCCCCCCCCUCUCGCCCUUUGACAAUAACAACAACAGAUUUGAGAGUUGCUCGGAGAUGAACGAAAAAGGUUUUAAUUUCUAUUGGGAAAACUAUUACAGGGCCUAUGAAUGGCAACAAAACAGUAAUGUUUCACAUUGGAAAGCCCGGGUUAAAGCAUUGGAGGUUGAAAAUUCCCUGCUGCGAGAUUUCAUCCACCGUGGGCUACAACCCACGGUCGAGCAUGGGUGUGUCGUUGCUAGUCCCUGUGGUGUUCGGAAUAGUGUGAUAAAAACUACUGAAACUCAUUCAAAUGGAGACGAAGACCAAGAGGAUGGCGUUUCAAUGUAUUCAGAGUCUGAAAUUGACGAAGAACUCUUAGCCUUUUAUGAAAAGACAAUUCGUCACAAGAUAGAGCGCAAAAAACUUCAGUCCAUGGAGCAGAUGAGUGAUGACUGCGAAAGUGAUGCUGAGAAAGUCUAUUCUAUGGGGCCUAUUUCUUCCUCUCAUAAGUCAAAGGAUAUGGCUCUAUUGUAUGGAAAAGAUGCACCUAAGAUAUUAAGUAUGGAGCUGUCGAUGCAAAUUAAUUUUGACAUGAACCACAACAAGUCUAAUGCACAGUUAUGGCCUAACAUACCUCUUAGACUCUCAAGAUGAUGUAUUAAAUUUGUUAACAAUGAA
Molecule: messenger RNA, 672 nt
Organism: Thrips palmi
Lineage: Eukaryota; Metazoa; Arthropoda; Insecta; Thysanoptera; Thripidae
Product: gem-associated protein 8-like
Exons: 5
Coding region: 70-648 (192 amino acids)
Biological process (GO): spliceosomal snRNP assembly
Cellular component (GO): SMN complex
Source: RefSeq, a predicted model, not a curated record